GGACAUUCGUCUCGGCCUUCACUGUGCUGUGCGGAGCCCGCACUGACCUCCCGGACAGGCACGUGUGCUGCGUCUUCUGGCUGAACAUCGCGGCCGCCCUCAUCCAGAUCCUCACGGCCAUCGUCAUGGUGGGCUGGAUCAUGAGCAUCUUCUGGGGCAUGGACAUGGUCAUCCUCGCCAUUUCCCAGGGCUACAAGGAGCAGGGCAUCCCACAGCAGCUGUGA
Molecule: messenger RNA, 224 nt
Organism: Miniopterus natalensis
Lineage: Eukaryota; Metazoa; Chordata; Mammalia; Chiroptera; Miniopteridae
Source: RefSeq, a predicted model, not a curated record